Tigriopus californicus is the source of this 2310-nucleotide messenger RNA. Its product is annotated as probable E3 ubiquitin-protein ligase HECTD4. The record is from RefSeq and is a predicted model, not a curated record. Lineage: Eukaryota; Metazoa; Arthropoda; Copepoda; Harpacticoida; Harpacticidae. Gene Ontology annotation, molecular function: ubiquitin-protein transferase activity. The transcript is spliced from 4 exons. Bases 1 to 2310 code for a protein of 769 amino acids.
AUGCCUUCAUGGAUCGAAGUCAGUCGUAGUUUCUUACUCUCCGAAAAGCUCGACACCAAAUCGGCCAUUGCCACCAGCCUGGAUAUUUCUCAGCCCGCUUCCCACCCGUUUAGAAGUGGAGGUGAUGAAAUCGACGAUACACCGGGCUUAGACCCGACUCGGCGGAUUGUGGUCGCAGUUCCAUGGAUUUGCCAAACCUUUCAAGUGAACGACAGGACUGCCACACCCGAGGUUAGCACUUUGAACAACAAUUGUGAGGGUGCCAGUCAAAGCCUUCAAAUCCAAAGGAUAGUGGACACGGUUUUGAAAGAGAAAGUCCUCGACUCCAAUCGGUUUACGAGCACGAUUCACGAGAUGUUCCAAUCGACUUUGGACCUAUUCGUCACAGGUGAUACGAAUGAAGGUGGGACAUCCUCAUUAACCAGCCAGCAGAUCAUGCAAGCUCAUCUUGAGAACAAGGUUCGCGAAGUGAUUUUGACUUUGCUCACGGACUCUGACUUGAGUUCGGUUCUUGGUAAGUUUGGAAGCAAAGCCAAAGAUCGAGACGAAGAAAUCCUCAAAGAAACAACCAUGACAAGAAUAGCACCUUUAGAGACGGAAUCAACAGAUGAGUUGUUUACCCUGACUGAGAAACAAUUUACCUCGUUCGUCAUUGCGAGCGCGUCGGGCAAGAUCCAGACCUUUGUGGUGGCCUUGGCCAACUGCGGAUAUGACUACAAUCUGGAACAAAUGUUCUCUCAGGAGCUUCAUCAAAGCGACUCCCAAUGGACUCCAGAGAGUGACAAUCAAUUGGUACACUGGACGAAGGACACUGCUCAAGAUCUUGACCUCAAUCCGUCCCAAAUUCACCCUCAAGAAGUCCACUUGUCGCCUGAGGAUCACUUGAAAUCAGAGCUCUCUCUUCUACAUACGCAAUCUGAUCAAGAGCUCGGCAGCCACGCAGCCUUGAUUUUGGCUUGGAACGAGGCUGUAUUCAGGGAUUUGAUUCCCAACAUUCCAUUUUCGAGUGAUCCCUCCUAUUGUCAGCGUACAGCAGCCUUCUUGGCCCGCCACAAAUCCAAGUUGUUCUUCUCCCAGCAAGAGACCUAUCUCAAUCAAAUUCUCAAUGCCUCUUGUCAACGUGGAAGGGACCAAGUGGCCCCUGAAGUCUCUUUAAACCCAAUCACGAAUAUCGGAUCCACCAACGAGAGUUUAAGUGCCACUUGGUUCUUUCAAACUUGGCAGCAACUCAGGGACGUCUCCUCGUCCCAAUUUUGUGUAGCCAUGCCUCAGGGAAGCGAUCCCGAGUUCAAGGUGAAAUUCCUGGGAGAGGAGGUCCAUGGAUCAAGUGGAUCGUUCAGACAAUUCUAUACCCACCUGGCGGAGGAAAUUCAUGGAGCUGUGUUGUGCCUUACCCUACCUUAUCUAGGAUCAGGUCCUUUUAAAGGGCGUUAUCAAUUGUGGUGUUGCCCCCUGACUUGGAUCAACGAGAAACUGCUUCAAUUUUGGGGUCACCUCAUGCGGAUCGCAUUGCGGGCUGGCAUUCCUUUCGUUCUGGACAUGGUUUCCUCGUUCUGGAAAGCGCUUCUUCACAAGCAUAUUGCCGAGAGUGACCUACGGUUAAUGGAUCCCAAUCUGUUCCACUACAUCCAGGAUUGCCAACAUCCGUCCAAUUUCGACACAUUACUCGAGGAGCAUCAAUUCCCCCGGUCCCCGGUUCAUAUUUCAGUCCAACUGCGGCUUGGAAUUGCCUCUGUGCCCAAAUGGGGGAAACAAAUNACUACAUCCAACAUCCAGGAUUGCCAAGAUCCGUCCAAUUUCGACACAUUACUCGAGGAGCAUCAAUUCCCCCGCUGUCAGAACUGGGUGGCAGUGGUCACAUCUGCCAAAUUAGAGCUCUCGACCGUGGUCCCGAUCAAGAUUCUCCAUUGCUUGUAUACCCCCAACGAGCUCGAGCUCCGGGUUUGUGGUUUAACGAAAGUGAGCGUCAAAUUGCUCCAAAGCCACACCAUCUACCAAGCCAGACUCACGGUGGACGAGGAACACAUCCAGUUCUUUUGGAACGCCCUCGAGUCCUUUACGGACCGUCAACUGACAAGGUUUAUCAAGUUUGCUUGUAACCAGGAGAGAUUACCUCUGGCCAAUGUCAAGACCAUCACCAACAAAUUCAACCCGGAGAAAGACAAAGGGGACGUGCAAGUGGAGCAACAGAAUAUUCGGGUAGAAACGUGCAUGUUUAUGCUGAAGUUACCCCGUUACGCUUCCUUCGACAUGAUGCGAGACAAAUUGUUGUUCGUCAUUCAUGCUGCGUUUGAUCCCCUGAGCGGCUGA